Messenger RNA from Odobenus rosmarus divergens (Pacific walrus), 1501 nucleotides. It is a transcript of the gene ATP1B2, whose product is annotated as ATPase, Na+/K+ transporting, beta 2 polypeptide. The record is from RefSeq and is a predicted model, not a curated record. The transcript is spliced from 7 exons. Gene Ontology annotation, cellular component: sodium:potassium-exchanging ATPase complex. NCBI's taxonomy places the organism in Eukaryota, Metazoa, Chordata, Mammalia, Carnivora, Odobenidae. The coding region runs from base 432 to 1304 and encodes 290 amino acids. Gene Ontology annotation, biological process: sodium ion export across plasma membrane; potassium ion import across plasma membrane; intracellular sodium ion homeostasis. Gene Ontology annotation, molecular function: ATPase activator activity.
GAUUUCGGGGCAGCCCCCUCCCCCACCCCUCCCUGGCCUCCUUGCACCCCUAUUUUUUCUGCGUUUCGCUCCGGUUUUGCAGCCGUCUAUUUUUGCAUCCCUUUUCAUUUUGUUUCUAGAAGGUUUGGGGGGGUGAGGCUGCACCGCACCCCUUCCCCUUUCUAACCUCCCCUGCUCUGACAGUCCCCCUUUUCAUCGUAGCUGGGGGGCCUAGGAUUCGUGCAUCCUACGCCGCGCUGCCAGCACCCCGCAGCGCGUGGCCGUGCGCCCCGGAAUUUGCAGCAGCUGCCUAGCUGAGGAGGGUCUCCCUCGCCCCCGCUGCCUUUGCUCCCCGCGCGUUCCGGAGCGUGGGGGGGGGGGGCUUCUGCGCGCCGCACCCCAGCUUCUCCGCAGCCCCCCGCCCCGCGCGGGACUCGUCCCCCGCUGCCAAGAUGGUCAUCCAGAAGGAGAAGAAGAGCUGCGGGCAGGUGGUUGAGGAGUGGAAGGAGUUCGUGUGGAACCCGAGGACGCACCAGUUCAUGGGCCGCACCGGCACCAGUUGGGCCUUUAUCCUCCUUUUCUACCUCGUGUUCUAUGGCUUCCUCACGGCUUUGUUCACCCUCACCAUGUGGGUCAUGCUGCAGACUGUCUCUGACCAUACCCCCAAGUACCAGGACCGACUGGCCACACCGGGCUUGAUGAUUCGCCCCAAGACGGAGAAUCUUGAUGUCAUUGUCAACGUCAGUGACACUGAGAGCUGGGACCAGCACGUUCAGAAGCUCAACAAGUUCCUGGAGCCUUACAAUGAUUCCAUCCAAGCCCAAAAGAAUGACGUGUGCCGCCCUGGGCGCUACUACGAACAGCCGGAUAAUGGAGUUCUCAACUACCCGAAGCGUGCCUGCCAGUUCAACCGAACCCAGCUGGGCAACUGCUCUGGCAUCGGGGACCCGACCCACUAUGGGUACAGCACUGGGCAGCCCUGUGUCUUCAUCAAGAUGAACCGGGUCAUCAACUUCUACGCCGGAGCCAACCAGAGCAUGAAUGUCACCUGUGUGGGGAAGAGAGAUGAAGAUGCUGAGAAUCUCGGCAGCUUUGUCAUGUUCCCUGCCAACGGCAACAUCGACCUCAUGUACUUCCCCUACUAUGGCAAAAAGUUCCACGUGAACUACACGCAGCCCCUGGUGGCUGUGAAGUUCCUGAACGUGACCCCCAACGUGGAGGUGAACGUGGAAUGCCGGAUCAAUGCUGCCAACAUCGCCACGGACGACGAACGGGACAAAUUCGCCGGCCGCGUGGCCUUCAAACUCCGCAUCAACAAAACCUGAGGCCCCUUCCUCCUGCCCCCACCUCUUUCCUCUGGAUGCUUCUGGAAUGUCCCUGACCCUGCCUGAUCCCUCCCUCACCCACCCCAAAGGUAUUUUUUAUAACAGAGCUAUGACUUGUUGGAGCCUCGUGCCCUUUUCCUUUACUUGUGAACCCAGCCUGACAGCCAUUUGUGAUUCCCAGCCCUCAGUUUCCCCCC